GUAUAUGUAUAUAUAUUGUGCAGAAGACCUAUUUGACAAGUAUAGGGGCUUACCACUUACAACAACGUCGAGCGCUGUAUUCAGUACUGACUGUUGUUACAAUUAGCACUGUGCGUUGGACAGAAAGACAUCAAGAUAAAGAAAAUAUAUUAUGGAGGCCGCCACUUCAAGAAGUGAGUUCAAGUAUUCACAAAAAGUACCGGAUCUUCACAACAAAAUGGUGACAAAAUUGAGUCGGGAAAUAGCACCCUGUAGAAGCAUGAUGAACGAUUGGAAUAAUCUGUUACUAUUGUUUUCAAACGAUGCCCCCCUAUCAAAUGUACAGAUUGACGGCAUCAGCAGUGUUGGCGAUCUGGUGAGACUGCUGUUGGGAGAAAACUAUAUCAGUUAUGAAGAUUACGAACCAUUUGCAAAGAAACUGGCAAAUGUCUUUCCACGAAUGGCCACACUUGUACGAGAGGAAUCAAAGAAGAUUAUGGAACAAGUUAGCACCGAAAAGAAAGAUGCUGGUUCGAUACGGUAAACAAACCCUUACCUGCACCUCGAUUUGAUUCUACUCUGCUCAUCAGUCUUUUGAAAACAAACAUUGGACAUUUAGAUUUUUUUGUCAGUAUAAUAAUAUUGUUACCAGUGUUUUGUUUGUAAAAUAUGCUUGAAAAUAGUACAGCAGAGAAAGAUAUUGGAGUUUGUAGUAGAUUAGGGUUUGAGCCUCACAACACAUAUCCAUCAAGCAUUAAAUAAAGCUAACAUCAUCGUAUGUGUCAUAAGGCGAUUAUUUGUAUAUCUGGAUGAAAACAUGAUCACAAAUAUGUUGAAAGGGCUGGAACUGCAUGUACCUCAGACCUUUUUGCAGGACAUUUUGAAAUGUAAUACUGUAUUCAAUUUUAAGUAGUUUAUUAAAUUUAUUAAAACAUU
Molecule: messenger RNA, 915 nt
Organism: Mizuhopecten yessoensis (Yesso scallop)
Lineage: Eukaryota; Metazoa; Mollusca; Bivalvia; Pectinida; Pectinidae
Exons: 3
Coding region: 152-523 (123 amino acids)
Source: RefSeq, a predicted model, not a curated record